UUAUCUGUUUGCCCAUGUAUUUCAUCAAAUUAUGAUACAAUUGAUAGGGAAAAUAAACAGCUGGUAGUGCACUCUGUAACCUCCCCCCUGGCCCUGGUCUCUCCUUUUGUGGUUAAGUGCUACUGUACUCUGAAUGCUUCCCCCCCCCCAAGUGUUUUUUUGCUACUAGAUUUUUUAAAGCUGCUGAUUUUUGUAGAUUUUAAGAAGGAACUGAGGUCCCUUAAUAGAGAGUUGCAGCUGCAUAUUUUGGAGCUUGCUGAUGUUCUUGUUGAGAGACCAUCGCAGUAUGCAAGGAGAGUGGAGGAAAUAUCCCUUAUAUUUAAAAACUUACACCACCUUCUAAAUUCAUUGCGUCCUCAUCAGGCUCAAGCAACGUUAAUUCACAUUCUAGAACUCCAAAUACAACACCGUAAACAAGCUGUGGAGGAUAUAAAGAGGAGAAGAGAAGAAGCUCGGAAACUUCUCAAGGAGUCAAUUGCAACCUUGGAUGGAAACUAGUGCAUGAAUUAGAUAAUUUUUUAUGAAACGAUAGCUGCAUUUACUCAGCGCAUCUUCUGUUUUCUCACACUUCUGGAAAUCUGACCUGAAUAUCUCUGUUGUGUCACAUAUGACUGUUCGGGUUUAAUUUUAAGUAUGCCAACCGAGUAAUUACUAAAUUCUAACGAAAGGAUCUUGAGCACAAGUAGCCUAUUAGAGAAUUAUGAAGAAAGCUGAACAAAUACUUGUGGAUCUAAAAUCUGCUAUUGUAGAAAUAUAUGAAUGGCCAACUUUCCUCGAAACCAAUUGGGGGACCCA
Messenger RNA from Quercus robur (English oak), 795 nucleotides. Its product is annotated as mediator of RNA polymerase II transcription subunit 7b-like. Gene Ontology annotation, cellular component: mediator complex; core mediator complex. Lineage: Eukaryota; Viridiplantae; Streptophyta; Magnoliopsida; Fagales; Fagaceae. The transcript has 3 exons. Gene Ontology annotation, biological process: regulation of transcription by RNA polymerase II. Gene Ontology annotation, molecular function: transcription coregulator activity. The annotation marks the transcript as partial. The record is from RefSeq and is a predicted model, not a curated record.